AUGGAGAUCGAGUCGGAGUACCAAGAGAAGCGAGGGGCACACGAAAAGGUGGCCGUGGGCCUCGAAGUGGAGCGGCAGCAGCUGGAACACGAAUGCAACACCAGCCAGGAAGACGCUCUGGCCGAGGAGAGCCGGUACCACUUCCUGCAAAGCCUCUGCUCCAUCACAGAGGCCAGGCUGCAGAGCGUGCGACAGGACGAGAGAUGGGAGAAAGGUGACGGGCGUCUCCUGCCCGAGUUCCAGUGCCACCGCGACCUGUACGAGCACAAGCUCCGCCAGCAGGAGGCCCUGAGCAAGCAGCUCCGCCGGCAGCAGCGCUCCAUCAAAGAGAACGAGGGCUCGAGCACGGUUCAGAGGCGCAUGUUCGGCGGCCUGCACGCUCUUCUCAAGUGCAAGAUGGCCCUCAACGGCGGGGAGGCGGGUGACGACCUCCUCGGCGAUGGAGGAGGCGUUUCGGGUAGCAAGGGGGGGCGAGGCGGCGGCGGGGGUGGCGCGGGACGGGGCGGGAUGGACGAGGCCUACCUCAAGGCUAUCGACGCCCAGGGCGGCGGCGGCGGCGGCGGUGGCGGUGGCGGUCGGGGCGGCGGUGGUGCACCCGACGUUAUGACGCUAGAAGAUCGAGACUGA
This is a messenger RNA of Ectocarpus siliculosus, 627 nucleotides long. Lineage: Eukaryota; Phaeophyceae; Ectocarpales; Ectocarpaceae. The record is from the annotation of a GenBank genome assembly.